Messenger RNA from Ectocarpus sp. CCAP 1310/34, 717 nucleotides. The record is from the annotation of a GenBank genome assembly. Lineage: Eukaryota; Phaeophyceae; Ectocarpales; Ectocarpaceae.
AUGCUGAAGCUGAUGGAUCAGAAGGUGACUCAUGAGCAGCUAGCAGAUCGCUUCAAGUGCUCGGAACGGUUGGUCCGGGAUGUGAAGAAGAACAGGAAGAAGUACGAGACCGAGGCUGCUGCAGGACGCGGAGGAAGCAAGAAAAACGUGCGCACAGGCAAUAAUCCGGAGGUGGACGCCAUAGCUCUUGACCUACUAGAGAAAGCCCGGAAGACCAAGAUGCCCGUCACGCGCGACGUCCUUCGAAGCUUCGGCCGUGCCGCCAGGGCAACCCUGCUGGCUGAUCCAGCAGCUUCUAAGGAAGUGAAGGCGAGGGUCGAGGAUUUCAAGGCCGGCGAAAGGUGGGCCAGGAACUUCGUGAAGCGCAACAGCAUCGACAGCGUGAGACUUCAUGGCGAGGCUGGUAGCGUCAACAAGGAGGCCAUCAAGGUGGAAGACAUGACGGCACAGCUGGCUGGGACUCGAGUGUCUACCGGCCGCGAGGAGGAGGACGAGGAGGAGGACAGCGGCGAUGACAACACGGGGCUCGCGCGCCGUGUCCCACCGGCUUAUGGUGAACUGUCGUCUCACUUCGGCGUCCUGGAAGCGGCAGCAGAGGAGAGCGGCAAUGGAGACGCGGCGCUCUACCUAGCGAAAGCGAAGAUGGCGAUGAUUGCAGCGCAUUCCAAGAGGCGGGUGCGCCAGGCAGACAUGAGGGAGUUUGUUGCUACGGAGUAA